GCAGUGCUUGGUCGUGUCUUGUCUCUGCCGAUUUCUGUUUUUCUGUUUUUUUCAAAAACAUAAAUUCCCACCAGUGUUUUACUAGAAAUAAAAAUUCGAAAUUUGUUUUUCCCUUCAUUGUUUUUUCGAGACAAUAGAAAACUAGAAAAAGAAACUCUUUUUGUGUGAUCACUUCCGUUUGUCGAUUUGCAUAAAGAUCACGUGGUGCAAGUGGAGAUUAAGUGCGAAGAAGCUUUUAGCCGAGAAAACGUUUUUUGGAUUCUACUGAUUUCUGCAAGUGGAAGAAGAAACUGUUUCCUUUUCAACAUGGUGUCCUAUCUCACGGUUGUUGCUCUCUCAGUUUUGUUGGCGGCGAUGGUGCUGGGCGCGCCGUCCGAGUCUUUGCUGUCGGACGAUCACGACGACUUUGAGGCGGCCGACGUCGGCGGCGACGACUACGACGAGGAGGAGGAGAUGAACUCGUCGUACAAGAAACCCAAUUUCACGUCGAUGGCCCAGCACUUCCGCGUCCGCAUGGGCGACAACGUCCGGCUGCCGUGCGAAGUCGACGAACUCGGCCCCGGCUACACUCUGCUGUGGAAGCGCGAGGAAGGCGACAUCCUGACGGCCGGCUCGGUUCUCAUCGUCAAGGAUACUCGCAUUUCGCACGAGGGCAAUUCCCUCAUCAUCCGCAACAUCUCGCUCGUCGAUCAGGGAUCCUAUAUCUGUCAGAUUUCCACACAAGAUCAAAGGGAACUCAGACAUGUCAUCGACAUUCUCGUGCCACCUAGUGUGAAACCUGUUCCGUCCACUGGACUCGCCGUCGUCAAAAAAGGAGAGCCGGUGACUUUGUCUUGUGAAGUCGCUGGUAAUCCACUUCCGGUCGUCACCUGGACCCGAGAGGGAGCCAAGAAGUUCCCUGAUGGACAGAAAACCAUGCUGGGCCAUAUGAUUACAUUCGUCAAGACCGACCGACACCAUUCUGGCGUUUACACGUGCACGGCAGAGAAUUCAGAGGGCAGCCCGGCCAAGGGCGUCAUCAAUCUCGAAGUCACCUAUGAGCCGGAAAUCGAAGUGGAGUUGAACCUGGUAACCAUCGCCGAGGGAUACAACACGGAAUUGACGUGCACCGUUCACGGCGAGCCCAAGCCCAACGUCUUCUGGUCCAAAAACGGGGAGCGACUCGACUCGGCCACGGGACCCAACACGCCCCACCAUCGCUACGUCCAGACGUCGACUGGCUCACGCCACGUCCUAUCGAUCGACAACGUCCAGAGUCACGACUUCGCCAAUUACACCUGCCACGGCGAGAACCGAUUCGGCCGCGACCACAAAACCAUCGAAAUGACGGGUGUUGCCAGCACGGCGACGCUCAAGCGCAACAAACCGCUGACCAACGGCGUCGAGCUCGAGUGGGUCACAGUCAGUCACACUCCGUUGAUGGAGUACCGUUUGCGCUACCGACGCCCUUCGGCCUCUCACUGGGAAGAGCUUUUGCUCAAGGCUAACGAGCAGGAUUCUGAGCAAGGAGGCAUGCUCUUCAAUCACGUUCAUCAACUUCACGGGCUGGCGUCUGCGACGGAACACGAAUUGACCAUCGAGUCCAAGAACAAGUUCGGCUGGUCGAGACCACUCCACGUCGAGUUCACCACUUUGCCCGAAGGAGCAAGUGAAUCUUCAGUGACAGAAGCCGCCGUACACGAAGCCGGCCGAGUGACUGGCAGCGCUGCCCAUCAAACAAGCUGGUCUGCUGUUUCUGCCACCAUCGUUCUGACAUUGGCUGCCAUUCUUUGUUAGACAAGAAGACAAAAAACAACCGAGAUAGGCGAAGGGAAAAAGAAUAAAAAGAUAAAUUGCGACCACCCAUGGACGUCAAAAAAGAGCUCUCACCAUUCUUCGUCAGCAAAGUCCGAAAUUGGCCGCCGUUGUUAUUUUGAGAGAAAAUCUACGACUUUUGGUCUUAUAAUAUACAUAGCCUUUUUUUUUUUUUUCUUAUUUUAUUUUCUAUUUCGACGGCACUUUAGCCGACGACUAUAAUACCAUCCGAGCAAGGCACCGUGUAAAGAAAAAUAAACAACAACAAAAACCUUCCCCCCCCCCCCCCAUUUUUUUCUUGUGCGGCUUUUCAGCUGAAAGAUGCAAAUCAAGUGCCGACUAUUUUAUUCCCCCCUUUAAAAUUGUUUUUAGUUUUUGACUUGUAAUGUAAGCUAAUGCUCUGGUAGCCGUUUAUUAUAAAAACAUAACCAUUCAUUUGAGUUUUUUCAUUAUUAUUAUUACAAAAUUACUUCCUCCUUGUAGAUGCUCCUCCCUGCCAUGAGAAUUAUUUGAUGGGAGACGCCACAUAUGUGCCCAAUCUAGAUCACACAUACACACACCUCUCUUUUUACGCUGCUUAGUUUAAAUAUAUUUUUUCUUUUUUUUUUUUAAACAAAUAUAAUACUGUAUUUGACUAUGUGACUUUCACCUAUCGCGAAGCCUUUUCGACGGAGACAAGUUUUUGUUUGUCAUUUUUUUUUCUAUAAAUGUCAAGUGUCUGUGUGUGCUACAAUCUUUUUAUGAUUUUUAAUUUCUUUCUUAAUUUGUCUCGCUUCGAUGGGGAAAAGAUACGACGACGGACCUGUUUCGCAAUUGGGAUGCAAACAAGAAAUGAAAGACAAACGCGUCCACCGUGUUAAUUAUAAUGCAGCGACUUAUAUAUUUCUUUGGUUUAUUUGUUUAAACUAAACUACUUUAUUUUUUUUUCUUUCCUAUCGACUUGCAAGUUUGCUCUAGCCUCGCCCCACUUUCUUCAUUUGGAAGUUUUUUCGUAUAUAUUUUUCCCGAUUGUUUUCCCCCCUACCAUUUUUGAUUCGUCCAUUGAUUUCCUUUUCAUUUGUUUUCUCCUCCUUGGAAUUGAAAGGGGAGAGAAGCUAGUUGUUGAAUUGCAAACAAAAAAAGAAGAAGAAAAAAGUGAAAGAAUGAGAUACAAAAUACAAGAUAUUCGUCGCCACCAACAAAAAAAAAACCUAAAUAAGACACUGUUUGAAUAUAAUGUAAAAUUGAAAGCUUAAAAAAACACUUUUAUGGGUUUGACAUGCAACAUGUUUUGUAGCCCAUGAAAUAUGUAUUUAUUUCUACGUUACUGGAAUUUCUCUCGACAUAUUCAAAUGUCUUGGUGGUUAGUCCCGGCCGGAGAAGAAAGAAAAAAUGGACCAGAUGAUUCUACAAAGACUCCGGUCGAUCAUCCGCUAUCUGAUUGACCAUUCGGCUCUCGUCACUCACAACUUUGUGUUUCUUUUUGAAAUGUGUUAGAAGCCUAUGUGUGUACACAUAAGUUGAACGGUGACGGGAGCAAUUUCCCUUUUUUCUUUGUGCCUAUCUGAUCCAUCAUCAAAGAAGACGAAAGAGAGAGAAGAAGAAGGGGCCGAAAAACGAGUUGAUAUUUGGGUUGUGUGCAGGGCGACAAUCAAGUUUAAAUGCCAUCGGGAUUGGUAGGAAUGUCUUCCGUGCACAUAUCAGGAAUUGGAAUAGGGAAGAUCUAUACAAGGAACGUCUAGGGAGGAUUGGCUUGAGCGAAAAUGGAAUUAUACAAGAGAGCCCAGUCGUACAAGAUUGAUGGGCAACAACAUUCUACCGGUUUUGGUUCAGAUUUUGGCGAAAAGUCAAGAAUGUUGGAUGAUGAACCGGAGCGCGCUCGUUUCGUUCCUUUUUACAUAACCGGCGGCGGCGGCAUUUGUUUAUCCCGUCAACCCCAAAACACAUCGACCCUCUUGAAAAAGACGUGGUCGCAUGCAAAGGCACACACACGGGCCGUGUGUUAGCUCGUCCGGAGCUAACGCAUCAGCGGUGAUGCGACCAACCAGAUGUAUUAUAUAGUGAAAAUUUCAACAUUUUAUAUUAUUAUUAUUUUUUUUUUCCCUUUUUUUUAUUUUUUUACUAACCCAAGUUUCAUUUAGAGACGGGCUUUUAAGAUCGAAAUCAGUUGAAAGUUGAGUUUUUUUCUUGUUGUUUCUUCCCCUUUUUGUUCCAUUACUGGAGCGUGUGCUUCGCCCGUAGGUUUCUCCUGAGAUUGAUCAAUUUAAUUUAAAAGCUUAACAACAAAGAAGCGAAUGGCACAGCUGCUGAUGCGGACCACGACACGCCAACGUAUCGUAAUUUCGUAGUCGUGACACUAAUGAGGAUUCUGGAAACGAAUCUCGUCUAGUGUAGCAGAUAGCGUGAGUUCAUCCAAGUGCUUUGUAAUAGAAGCAGGGUAAUGGACCAAAAGUCUUAGAUGCUCGUAAUUAUAACGUUUGUUAAUGUGAUUAAAAUCGUCAUUUGAAUCAUAACGCCAUCUAUAAGUCGUGGAAUGAAAUUACACACAUGGGAGCGUCCUUUGUCAACAAAAACGAUGAUGUAUUUUUAUUUUAAGUUUAAGAAAAUGUUGAUCAAGAAACGCUAGAGCAAGAAAUGAGGGGAUUUACCAUUUGCGAGUACACUCGAAACUAUCUGAUUUUAUGAUCAAGCCAUAAAAAAGGGGUAGGAUAAAAUAGCAUCUUAUUUGCAUACCUUUAACGGCUUUUUUAUUCCAC
This is a messenger RNA of Daphnia pulicaria, 4529 nucleotides long. Its product is annotated as protein amalgam-like. The transcript is spliced from 9 exons. The record is from RefSeq and is a predicted model, not a curated record. Gene Ontology annotation, cellular component: neuron projection. The coding region runs from base 307 to 1776 and encodes 489 amino acids. Lineage: Eukaryota; Metazoa; Arthropoda; Branchiopoda; Diplostraca; Daphniidae. Gene Ontology annotation, molecular function: protein binding.